Porites lobata is the source of this 890-nucleotide messenger RNA. NCBI's taxonomy places the organism in Eukaryota, Metazoa, Cnidaria, Anthozoa, Scleractinia, Poritidae. The record is from the annotation of a GenBank genome assembly.
AUGAAAUGCUUGAAUUGUGAGAGCGAUUCUCUUAAAGAAGAGCAAGAAGGAACGUUCAAAUGCUUGGAAUGUGGCCGUUUUAUCACUGUUAUGGUUUUGCGCCUUGCUGCGCCUUCUCCAUCCGCUUUCGACCAGUCGACAGACGCUAUUGCAGACUCCACUCAAAAAGGCCAGAACGUUGUAAAUAAUGGAAGAACUUAUUCACUCGGUAGGUUACCAGUCAGCUUAUGGAUCAAUGGUAGUCUUUACACUAGAGCCUAAAUAAGCUAAGAAAUAUUUCAAGACAAGUAAAUUUUAAAUUCUUCAAGUAAAAGAAAGCUUCACACACAAGCUAUCUUUUUUACUUCAGGUUUACUUAAGCCUAUUUUCCCACGCAACAUAAUUAAGAUUCAUUGACAUGCUUCGCCUUUCUCAAAGCUUAGAAACAGCAAGUUCGCUAAGUCGGUUUUAAGGAUGGUUUUCAAGUCACUUGAAACUUUCUUGAAUCGUUUCAACUUUCCGACUUGAAUGAGAUGCAAAGUAAAGUUACUUGAGAUGUUACUUAGGCCUUCACACGUACUUUUUGGUUAAGUAAAACUUAGCCGCUCUUAAGUCUUACUUAACAGCCUAGUGUAAAGACAACCAUUUUUUAUUAGAAAAGCGGUUCAUGGUUAAUGUAGGCCGCGGAUUUUCCGUCCUUGCUUUUAAAUACAAUCUAGAUCUGUCUUUAUGACGGCAGCCUAUCUGUUAGUAUCAACGUUUUCAAAUCAUUAACUGUCCGAUCUGCAUUUGUCUCAUAUUUAGAUUUCUUCUUACACGAUGAUAAAGCCACCCAGGCCAGGGAUUUAGGGUUAGGAGACAAGGAAUAUAGAUGUUUGCAUUAUUUUUUUAUCAAAACCCGUGACCAGCAG